This is a messenger RNA of Zeugodacus cucurbitae (melon fly), 1058 nucleotides long. RefSeq lists its product as uncharacterized. Lineage: Eukaryota; Metazoa; Arthropoda; Insecta; Diptera; Tephritidae. Bases 118 to 714 code for a protein of 198 amino acids. The record is from RefSeq and is a predicted model, not a curated record. The transcript is spliced from 2 exons.
GCUGGGAAGCAUUACACAUCAAGCACUCGUGCAGAGCAAACGUGUCAGCGAGAAAUUUAAAAAUAAAUUAAUAAUUUUCAAAGACUAAUAUUGUGUGAUUAAAAGUGAAAGUACAAAAUGUCCCAACGCAGAGUUUUGAAAGUCUCCUACCAUGGAAACCGUCAGUUAAUCCGUUAUAAGAAGGGCAGCACUUAUAAUGAAAUACUUAAGACAAUUAUGAAACACUUCCAGAUUCCCUGCAAACGCAAGUCAGCAUUAAUACUUAAGCUCACAAAUGAAGCCGGAAAAGUGUUUAGUAAACGUCAACUCACUAACUAUCUCUCAUUGUUUCCGACUCCGAAGAUUACAUUCCAUCUACAAAACAGUAAAGAAUCAACAGCUAGUUCUGGAAAGCAUCUGCGAGUAUUACCACGAAAUCAUAAAACAAUCAAAACCUCGAUUACAAAGCAACAUAGGAGGCAAAAACGUCAACACGUUAGCGAUUACGUGUACGAUCCGACCUACCCUACCGCAGCUGUGUUUCGCAUGAACUGUUUCGUAGGCGUUUAUCCGAGCAAGUGUGCCCCGCCGCCAGUGAAACGCGUGCGUUUUAGCGAAUCUUCCAACAGCAUCAGAAUUAUACCUGCACGCUCGCUAACACCUGAGCCUGUUAAAGGUGCGCUGCGGCGUACGAAUUCUUUUGUGGGUGAAUAUCCACAACUGUUGGAAACAUAAGGCAGAAGUAACAGCUCAAUUAAGGGGAGAGAGAGAGUACCAUCCAAGAUGUACCAGCAUCAACUUACUGAAAGCCAAAGCCCUGAAGCAUGGCUUGGAAUUGACGUCUUGAGGAUCAUUCUGUAUCGAAACCAACGAACAUAGUUUACGCCCACCAAACGUGACACUCCGGUACUCAAACAGACCAGCGACGAGAAAAUCGUCUUCAAAGAUUUGUACAUUAUUAUUGUUUUUUUUGUUUCAAAUUUAGUAUUCAUAAAUCUGAAAUAAUAAUUAUUGAUUGGUUAGUUUCAUCAUAAGCUUUCAAAAAUAAAGCAAAAUGAAUUAUUUUUAACUGUAUGAAA